Molecule: messenger RNA, 1639 nt
Organism: Suillus fuscotomentosus
Lineage: Eukaryota; Fungi; Basidiomycota; Agaricomycetes; Boletales; Suillaceae
Exons: 8
Coding region: 319-1536 (405 amino acids)
Molecular function (GO): protein binding
Source: RefSeq, a predicted model, not a curated record
UAACCUCAGAGCUGUAAGAACGCUGCGGUUGAGUUGCUCCGCUUGCUCCUUCGAUAAAACCGUGACGGCCGUGGCACAAGGAAAAUCGGGUGGAAAAUAUUGUGGCUGAUCAUUAUGUGACGAGCAUUGUGCGUCGCAAACACUCACUUACCGUCACUACUACAGUGCUACCCUGUUCUUGCAGUCGACAGCAGUAAUAGUCUAUGAUUGCUGCAAAAGAACGGUAACUUAGGGCAAGCGGCGCUUACAUACUAGGCGCCCGCCGGCGUCUGCCCGACCAGCCGCAUAUCCCAGGAACGCCAGCAACCUCUUGAUAACAUGUCUACCAUAACGAACUUACCUUUCGAUCUUCUGCAACCUAUUCUCAUACAUUUACAUGAUCGAAGGCAUCUGAGUACAGCUGCACUAGUCAGCCGUGCAUUCAAUCACGCUGUGACGCCUCUUUUGUACAGAAGGCUCGAUUCACAAGUGAAACGAAAUACCCUUCACCAUCCUUCUGCAACCCUUCUCAAACGACCAGAAUUGGCACAGUAUGUCUGGCAUGUGACGGAGACAGGCGCGGUGCAACGCUUUCGACAAGUUAUUCCUCAUAUCACUGAAGAUAUUGUUGCAGCGCUUAGACUUUGCACAAAUAUCACGUCUGCAACUUGGGUAGACGACACGUUGACUCCAGAGGCGAAUUUUCUACCCAUACUGGACGUCUUGAUGACGUUACCCUUGCGGGAGCUCACGAUACGCACCCAGUAUGAUCCAGGAGAACGAGUUUGGUCCCGGCUCAAUACUAUCCAGGGCAUUCGUCGCUUGUCAGUGUGGUCUUUGGAGUGGGGCCCUCCGCGGGUACUUCAAGGAUGGGCUGAUCUACUAAGCUCCUCUCUAACGUACCUUGAACUCGGCCGUUGUGCAGGUGUUCCCGCAACUAUCCUCAUCUCUGUCUUUAUGAAACUUCCUCUUUUACAAGAGCUUUGUCUCAAGGGUGCUCCAAGCGCGGCCAUCCCGGCUAUAAUUGCUUGUCUUCCCAAUCUGAUAGCCCUCGACACGGAAUAUCUGGAUUCUGGAAAUUACCGCACGCCACUCACACCGUUACCUCGUUUGCAACGCCUAACAAUUCAAACAGGAUCAGUGGAUAUCGAUGGACCGCAGAAACUAUGGACAUGGAUGAGGAUAUUGCUUCCACACCAACAAACUUUAAAGUCAUUCACGCUAAAUGCAUUUGCAGUGCAUGGCCAAAUAACCAUUCCGCGCCCAUUCAUUGUAAAUCUUACUGGCAGACACGGGAAGUCCCUUCAAGAUUUUGCUGUGGGCGUUGCGCAGUUGACGUUAGAGACUGUAUCCUAUAUGUGCUCGACAUGCCCCCAGCUUACAACGCUCGAAUGCUCUGUGGCGAGUCCAGACGUGGACUCAAUCGCAAAAGCAAUCGAGGCGGGCCACAACCUUCGGACACUCUCGCUUCAUGUCUCUUGGAUCCCUCAUGGCAGCGUUGAUUUGCUUCCACAGUUUCAAAAGUACUCAGAACCCCGAACCAUGCUCGCGCCUUGAUGCUCCAGACACGCCUUCGCAGCAUUGGCAUAGGGGAUCAGUCCUACACAGUAGUCGAUAUUCUUAUCUGUCUUCUUCAGGGUCGGUGGGUUCGUCGGGAAUG